AAACCCCCUCUCGGUGUGUUGGGUUGGGUUGUGUGUUGUGUUGUGGGAUGCCAAACGUCCUGGAGUGACGGUGGGCUGUGGAGCGGGGGUGGGAGUGUGACGAGUGUGUGAACUCUGUGUGUGUAUGUGUGUGUGUGUGACAGAAUUCCUCCUCCUCUGAGCGUGUGCAGAUGGUGAAGAAGACGGAGACGAACAGAAGAGCUCCAACAACUGGAGUCUGCAGAACCACAAACAGAGACUGAAAGGAAAACCUGCUGAACUCAAACUCAGAGACUUCCACUCUUCUCUGAUUCCGUGAAACUACAGGACCUCGCUGAUCCAAAAUGGCCGCUGUGAGCCUGCUGCUGAGAUUCUUGGUGGCGUUGCCGGCCGUCUGCGGUGUCAGUCUGGUGGCGGUGAACUCAGGUGUGGAGGUUGUCAGGGGCCGCUCUGUGUUUGUAACGGAGACGGAGCUGAAGAUCAACGUAGAUCCGAGCGCAGACUGUAAAGUGGAGGUGGUGAUGAACGAACCUGUCACUCAGAGGGUGGGGAGGAUGAGUCCACAGGUGUUUGACUGCAGCUUCCUCCAGGACGAGGUGAAGUACAUCCAUAACGGGAGUCCUCAGCUGGACCAGGACUCAGUGAUGCUCAGAGUUUACAGGUUUACAACUUCGGACACGCUGGUGGAGGUUGUGGUUCUGCCAGUCCGGGUGCUGGACUCGAGGUCUAGGGGGUCAGUGGAGCUGGGCACCGUUCCCCUGGUGGUUCCUCAGUUCUAUGGUUUGUCCAACGCCAUCGACAGCUCAGUUCUGAAGAUCCGAACCAGGACCGACACCGUCUGCACCGUCCGGCUGUUGACCUCUGACCUCAACACUCCUGCUCUUGGUCAGCUGGUGAUGGAGGAGGAGUCCGGUCAGAGGAAGGGUCGAGAGACUCUCUGUCCCGGAAACAAACCCUGUCUCCACGACACCAAACGGGUCCAGUUCCUCAAAACCAGCUGCCAGGACUUCCUGAACUCUGGUCUGAAGUACCAGCACCUGAGUCCUCCAUCGCCGGAGAUCGACUACAUCCCCAUCAGAGUAGAGCUGAGGGACCAGGCUACCAGGGCGCUGCUGGAGACGGAAGCGGUGUGGUUACCGGUUCUGAUCCACGGGGCCAUGCAGAAUCAGCCUCCGCAGGCCGCCUUCAUGGCCUCCUUCAUCCUGGAGGUGGACCAGUUCAUCCUGACGCCGCUCACCACCGCCACGCUGGACGCCAAAGACCACGAGACGCCGCAGGACAGGCUGGUUUUCAAUGUGACCGCCCCGCCCCAGUAUGGCUACGUCACCCACCUGGACGACCACACCAAACCUGUCACGUCCUUCACGUGGUCGGACCUGCACGAGAUGAAAGUGGCCUACCAGCCGCCCAACAGCAGCCAAUCACAGCGCAGGAACUUCGAGGUGGAGUUUCAGGCUAUAGAUGGUUCCUAUGUGACCAGUCCACCCAUCAUGGUCCACAUCUCCAUCAGAGCGGCUGAAACCAACGCCCCCAGAGUCUCCUGGAACAUGGGUCUGGACCUGCUGGAGGGUCAGUCCAGACCCAUCACAUGGGAGGAGCUGCAGAUAGUCGACAACGACAACAUCGACGCCGUUUACCUGGUGGCAGUGGACGGACCUCUGCAUGGACGCCUGAGUGUCAGAGGUGGGAAGGCCUUCAUGUUCCGCGUUCGAGACCUGAGGGAGGGCGUGGUCGUCUACCAUCACUCCGACAGCGACACCACGCGCGACCACAUCGUCUUCCGCAUCAGCGACGGCCGUCACAAUAUUCGCCACAAGUUCCCCAUCAACAUCCUGCCCAAAGACGACUCACCGCCGUUCCUCAUCAACAACGUGGCGGUGGAGGUCCAGGAGGGCGGGGCCGUUCGGCUGGAGGAGUACAUGCUGAUGGCGUCCGAUCUGGACUCCAGCGACGACUACAUCCUCUUCCAGGUGGUGUCACCUCCCCGAGUGGGUCAACUGGUCCGGAAGAGCUCCGCCUACGACGCAGGAGUUUCAGUGGACAGUUUCCUGCAGAGAGACCUGAUCCAGGGUCAGAUCUUCUACCAGCACUCAGGAGAUGAACGCUUCGAGGACGCCUUUGACUUCACGCUGUCCGACAGCCACGAGCCGCCAAACCUCUCCCAAACAUAUACGGUGGUGGUCCAUGUUUUCCCGGUUAAAGACCAGCUGCCGGUGGAAGUUUCCGGCAGCGUUCGCUCUCUAACGGUGAAGGAGACCGAGGUGGUUUAUGUCACCCACGCUCAUCUGCACUUCGUGGACAGAGAGCAUCCAGACGCCGACCUGACCUACGUCAUCACCCAGCCCUGCUUCAGCCCAGUGCAUCCUGGGCUCAUGGAUGCAGGACGACUGUUUUACACAGACACCACCAACGCCAUGAAGAAAGACCACAUGGUCCCGGUCCUGAAGUCCUUCACACAGCAUGCAGUGAACCACAUGAAAGUGGCCUUCAUGCCCCCGGUGGAGGACAUCGGCCCCGAUCCACUCUUCAUCCAGUUCGUCUUCUCCGUCAGCGACCACCACGGGGGCACUGUCUCAGAUCUGGUCUUCAACAUCACCGUCACCCCCGUGGACGACCAGACGCCAGAGAUGUUCACCAACCUGCUGAGGGUGGAGGAGGGCGGAGGGGCCUUUGUGACCGAGGAACACCUCCUGGUUCGGGACCGGGACAGCCUAGAGGAGGCGCUGAGGGUGGAGGUCCAGAAGACGGCGCUCCACGGCCGGUUGGAGCUGCAGGGCCAGACUCUGCUGCAGGGAGACGGAUUCACCCUGCAGGACCUGAGAGGACUCCGGGUCCGGUACAUCCAUGAUGACUCGGAGACGACGGAGGAUGAGGUCAGUCUGAGGGUGACAGACGGUGUGAACGCCGCUGACGUCGUCCUGCCGAUCCAGAUUCUCCCGAUGAACGACGAGCCUCCUCAGCUGGGUGGGGGUCUGCGGGGGGAGCUGAGCUGUGAGGAGGGGGGGCGGGUCCAGGUGACGGUGGACUACCUGUCGGCCACGGACCGGGACAGCGACGACUCCAGGCUCACCUACAUGUUGGCCCGAACUCCCGGUUGGGGGGAGCUGCAGAGGGCGGGGCUUCCCGUAGAUAAGUUCUCCCAGCAGGACCUGCUGCAGGGCCACAUCUACUACGCCCAUACAGGUGGAGAGAUCGGCCCUCAGCCGGUGUUCGAUACAGUCACCCUCAUCAUCUCUGACGGGGAGGCUGGAGGGACGGACAGCUGUUGCCAUGGAGAUGCCCCGCCUCCACCUGUACCGCUGCACGGCACACUUCCUGUGUAUGACCUCAACAUCACUGUUCUUCCUGUCAACAACAAAGUCCCUGCAGUCACUUUGGGUGAAUCCAUGUUGGUGGUGGAAGAGGGCUCCUUCGCCUGUCUUUGUGGGGGGGUCCUGGGGGCCUCUGACCCCGACAGCCCCCCCAACCAGCUGACCUUUUACCUUGACACCCCGCCUCUGCACGGCUUCCUGGAGAACACGCUGCCAACACCAGGGUCGGAGAAGAGCAACGCCGGCGUCCGAGUAGAAUCCUUCAGCCUCAUCCACCUCACCUCUGGUUACAUCAACUACGUCCAGUCAGAACACAAAGGGGCGGAGCCCACUGUCGACCAGCUGUCAAUCAGCGUGAGUGACGGGCUUUAUCGCUCCGCCCCCGUCCCCCUCUACGUCAUCAUCAGUCCAACCAAUGACGAGAAGCCGUCACUGCUGCUCGCCAACUUCACCGUGAAGGAGGGCGGGAUGCGGGAGCUGACGCCGUCCAUCCUCAACGCUUUUGACCUGGACGCUCCUCCAGAUCUCCUGACUUUCACCGUGUCGGAGCCUCCGGCCCACGGCCGCUUCAUCAACGGCAUCUACGGCACCGAGAUCAGCCGAUACAAGGAGAUGGGAGCCGAUGUGCUGCAGAGGAGCCUCCCCGUCACCUCCUUCACCCUGCAGGAGCUCCGACAAGGCAUGAAGAUCAUGUACAUGCACGAUGACACGGAAACCCUGAAGGACGCCGUGGUGCUGCGGCUGACAGAUGGCGUCCACACAGUCCAGGGGACGGCGCAGGUCACCGUACUGCCGGUCAACGACGAGAAGCCGCGACUCAUCAAGAACGCCGGGCUGGACGUGGACUCUGGUGAGCGUAGGGUGAUCUCCAGCGUCACUCUGGAGGCUGAGGACCUGGACACGCCCACACAUCAGUGUUCUACUUCCUCAACACGGUGCCCGCGCUUCGGCAAACUGCAGUUCAAGACGGCGUCGGGCUGGACCGAGUUGUCGGCCGGUCAGAACUUCACUCAGGACGACGUGGAGAUGAACCGUCUGUGGUACGGCCAUACCGGCCUCCACCAGCGCACCGGGUUCAAAGGUCACGACAGCUUCCGCUUCACCAGUGACCUGGACAAUGAGUCCACCUCGCAGAGCUUCUUCAUCUCAGUCCGCACCGUGCAGAAAGGUGCCAUCACGCUGCUGUCCAAGUCUGUGAGUCUGAUGGAGGGGCAGCGGGUGGUCCUGAGCACCCACGUCCUGCUGGCUUCGGACUCUGCGGGACGCCCCGAGGAGCUGGUCUACACCGUGACGGUCCCGCCGCGUCACGGCCUCGUCCACGCUGUCCAGCGUCAGGGCGUCCCUCUGCUCAGCUUCACCCAGCUGGACGUGGCCGCUCACCUCUGCUACACCCACGACAACAGCCACGACGCCCAGACCGACUCCUUCAGUUUUGUCAUCACCAACGGCGACUCGUCCCGUAGCGGCGUCUUCAACUUCACCAUCGAACACGGCGACCGCAUCCCGCCCACGCUCAGCCUCAACACCGGUCUGCGGCUUCAGGACGGCACCACGGAAACCAUCAGUGGUGUCCAGCUGCAGGUCACUGACCCCGACACCGCCGCCGCCAACCUGACCUACGUCAUCACGCAGCCGCCACGCUAUGGCCACCUCCUGCUGAGGGGGGUCCCACUGUUGCCGCCGCUGACGUUCACCCAGACCGACGUGGACCAUCUGAACCUGGCGUACCGUCACGACCCGACCAGCCCGGCCCAGAUUGACAGGUUCUACUUCCUGCCGACCGACGGGAACAACAGAGGAUACCUGGAGUUUGGACAGCUGAGGGAGGAGCCUGCUGUCUUCAAUAUACAGGUGGAGCGAGUUGACCGGACACCUCCCAGUUUGACCACCAGGCGGAGUCCCAGCACGGUGGUGGAUCUGGGCGGAGGCCGAUAUGGCAUCUUCAUCACCUCCAAACACCUGCAGGCGUCCGACCCCGACAGCCCCACGGACGAGCUGGAGUUCUCCAUCAUCAGACCUCCACACUUCGGAUACCUGGAGAACACUGUGACGGGAGGAUACAUUAAAGGCCGUUUCACCCAGCGCGACCUGGACCAGCGAGCCGUGGUGUUCAUCCUCCCCGUCGACGUGGAGGUGAUGGCUGACAGUUUCCAGUUCCGCCUCACCGACCCAGCAGGAAACAGCCUGCUGCCGGAAAUACUGGAGCUGUCCUGGUCUCGGGUGGAGCUGUCAGCGACCUGCUACAGAACCUGUGAAACAGUCGGGAUGCUGCAGAUCCAGAUCCAACGCAGCGGGAAGAGCCUGGACCCGGCCUACGUUGCCAUACAGGUGGAGGAAGGAUCGGCCAAACCCGGCAGAGAUUUUACUCACAGCACAGCCGGACUUAUCCAGUUUGAUCCAGGUGUGAAUCUGAAAACCUGGAACAUUUACCUGAUUGACGACGGUCUGGAGGAGAACCAUGAGAUGUUCACUGUCUCUCUAAAAAACCCAAGGAACGCUGUCCUGGGUCAGAGGACUUCGGCAAGCGUUGAGAUCAUCGACCCCAGAGGAGGGAGGUGUGACCCUGACGACCUGAGGGUGGAUGAGGAUGACCGAAAGGCCCCUCCCCCUCCUCCUCCUCCUCCCCCUCCCCCUCCUCGGCUGGAUGAAGAUGAGGACCCCAUCACCGACAUCGAGGCGGAGCUUCUGUGGGAGAACCAGCCCCACCCUCCCAGAGGAGACGUCCCAAACCGGCAGCCUUAUGUGGACUACGUAGAGCCCCAGGACCAGGCCGCCUCCAGCUACAGCCAGGUCCAGUACUACAGCAGACCAGGACCAGGGAGAGGAGCUGGGAGCACUGGGAGCACUGGACGCAGAUCUGGAGGACUGAGGGUUCAUCUCUCAGCAGAGCGGAGGCCGGAGGAGAAGACGUGGACGUUCCACAGUCUGACUCCUCUCCGCCUUGGGGAGUUGAAGGCCGCCGAAGCAGGGUGGAGCUGGUCGCCUCGUGGUCGCCUCCUGCAGGAGCUCGGAGUUGGUGAUGCUCCUCAGAUGGAUGGUCCAACUGUCGGACGGCGAUCGGAGCUUCAACAGCGUAAGACGGGGAAGUUGGUCAGCAGCUCAUGUCCUGACGGUUGGACUCACUACAGGAGACGCUGUUACAUGGUCAGCUUGUCUGUGGCCACUGGGGGCAGCGCUGAGCGGAGCUGCUCCACACUGUUCAACAGCAGUCUGACCAGUGUGCGCUCCAGACGAGACAUGAACUGGCUGUGGAAGUUUGCAGGAAAGAAGCCAUUUUGGAUCGGUCUGUCUGGGGGUCCGGGCCGUUGGACGUGGGCUGACGGUCAGUCCCUGUCCUUCUCCAGACUGAGGGGGGUGCCGUCGGGCCGUGGUGACGCCGACGCGGGCUCAGACUGCGUUCUGGUGGAAAAUCCCAGAAGCUGGAUCUCCACAAGCUGCUCGUCUGAAACUCAACACACGUUCAUCUGUUCAUCACUGGCUCACACUCACUGACAGAUGCCCAGCAUAUUUUCAGCCAAUGGGAACGCUGCCUUUACUCAUAUUUAAAGUCAUGUAAUGAUGCUGCUCUGUACAUUAGUUUUCAUAUUUGUGUCAUAAUAAAGAAUGCUGCACCAACUGAAAUGAUG
This is a messenger RNA of Sphaeramia orbicularis (orbiculate cardinalfish), 6916 nucleotides long. Its product is annotated as FRAS1-related extracellular matrix protein 1-like. The record is from RefSeq and is a predicted model, not a curated record. Gene Ontology annotation, cellular component: membrane. Gene Ontology annotation, biological process: anatomical structure morphogenesis; cell communication. NCBI's taxonomy places the organism in Eukaryota, Metazoa, Chordata, Actinopteri, Kurtiformes, Apogonidae.